ACUGUGGACCCGGAGCCCUUGAGACUCGACUCUGACUUGAUUCAGCUCCGCGGUGGUCAGUGAUGCAUGUGUUUGACAGUAGAUGGAUCAACAGUGGAAUAAAUCGUGUUUUCUCUCAACCAUCCAGGUUCUUCCUCUCCAUCCUGACGACUCACGUGAAGAAGAGCGUCCCCGAGCUGGAGGUCGCUCUGCAGAAAGUCCACGAGCUGAGAGUGAACCCUCCAGCUGAUCCUGGGUCUGUGAGCGCUGAAGAGGCUCUGAAGUACCUCCUGUUCCUUGUCAACGUGAACGACCUCUACGAACACUCGCUGGGAACGUACGACUUCGACCUGGUGCUCAUGGUGGCCGAGAAAUCACAGAAGGACCCCAAAGAGUACCUUCCCUUCCUGAACAUGCUGAAGAGUCUGGAGCCGAACUACCAGCGCUACAGCAUCGAUAAACACCUGAAGCGCUACAGGAAGGCUCUGCAGCACCUCAGCAGGGCGGGCGCAGAGCAUUUCCCAGAAGCCCUGCAGCUGGUGAAGGAGCAGAAACUGUACAGUGAAGCUCUGAGACUCUACUCUGCAGACCCUCCUCACUACAAGGCUCUGAGCUGUGUGUACGCGGACCACCUGAUGCAGAACCAGCAGAUGGAGCAGGCUGGUUUGCUGCUCUCUGUGAACCAGCCUUACCUUGAGAACAUAAAAGCUAAUUCAUACCUUCCUCUCUGGGAGGACAACAAUCAGGGACGCGCCGCCUCCCUCCUGCCCCUGUGCAUCCUUAAAAGGCUUCCCCAGCUGGCAUCUCUCUUGAUGAUGAGUGUUUAUUUCCGAGUGUCCUGCUCUCCAAACAUUUCCCCCACCGUGGCCUCCCCCGCUGGUCGGCCAACACGCAGCCUGGCACUCAGGGGCACGGCUGACUGGUUCGGGGUGAGCAAAGACAGCGACAGCACCCAGCGAUGGCGGAGGAAGAGCCUGCAGCACUGCAGCCAUCUGUACGGGGGUCUGAAGCCUCAGGUGAUGAGGGAGAUGGAGCUCCACAGCCAGGACAACCUGUCCCUGCUGUCUGCCCGCCUCACCGGCUCUGAGUCUCGGUGUGACUGCAGUAAUAUCCCCGGUCCUCCACCCACGCUGCUGCUGCUGCCGGCUGAUGAGAGACAGCUCUCAGCCGGGACACCCCGAGCCGCAUACCGGUGA
Molecule: messenger RNA, 1175 nt
Organism: Notothenia coriiceps (black rockcod)
Lineage: Eukaryota; Metazoa; Chordata; Actinopteri; Perciformes; Nototheniidae
Product: elongator complex protein 1-like
Exons: 9
Coding region: 63-1175 (370 amino acids)
Biological process (GO): tRNA wobble base 5-methoxycarbonylmethyl-2-thiouridinylation
Cellular component (GO): elongator holoenzyme complex; cytosol
Molecular function (GO): tRNA binding
Source: RefSeq, a predicted model, not a curated record